CGUCUCUCGUUGCACCAUGGUUUAUAUUUGAUCCAUUAAGAAUUUUAAUUGAACUCCGGAGUAUCGAGAUCGUGCAAUCGCUUCAACUGAUUACACACGAUUCGACACAAACCUCUUUGAGUCAGUAAAUGACUAAUAUCGCCCAAAGGGCCAACUUCUUGGUACUAUUCAUGAAUCAAUGCCCUACUCAUUAUUCCCCCACGGCUUCAAGCCAGUCGCAUGCUAUGAUCAAACAAUUGUAGGAUUGCGGACUGAUAGCUCUUCCCGUGCGAACCAACUGACGUGAUCGCUCGGCUAAAGGAUAUAGAAUCAUUGUUUGGAUAAAAUCUGGAGCCGAUACAGGGGAAUCUAAUCAUGAUUGUUGAGGGAAUAAAGAUAAAUAGGCUAGCAAAUCCUUCUGUAGGGCCCCCAAAAGCUUGCAAAUUUCCAUCGAAUCUUCUGACGCUUUUCUCCUUGGAACUUGAGCCGGCAAGAAUGAGUGCGAGGAGAUUUCGGGCGGUGAGAAGACGGGGCGAGCUGGGCGCGUCGGAGUCGAACAGGCAAGAGGAGCCGCCCUGCUCCUUCCCGGUUCGGCCAAGCGCCGCACGUCUCGGAGGCUCUCGGUCGGACCAGACACAGCCCCACGAAGAGGACGAGAAGCCGGGAUUUUUCAACCGCACGGCAACCACGAUGGACGGCAAGAAGCGGGGCUUGCCACUUCCUGUGCUGCCGCCGCAACGACGUGUGAGAUGCGGCUGGGUGCUUACAGGUGCAGCUAUUGUGGGUGUCGUCUUGGUCGCCGCCGUUCCCCAGUGGACGCCGACCAGCUCCUGCUUUACAGCUUCCCAGGGCGAUAUAUUUGGUACCCAGAGAGUCGACUACGCCAAUCGAGGCCAAGCUCAAUCUGCCGCCGACUCCCCUUAUGGGCAGUUUCCGGCCGCCAAAGACCCGUUCCGCUUCUUACCUUGCACACGCGCUACGCUGCCGCCCGCCAUCGAGGAUGCCAACGCUGAACGCACCUGGGCUGCCCUCUUCGACCCAAACCCAGAUCAUUGGAACUGGACGCCAGCACCAACCAACCAAAUCGUGAGACCUACAGAUCCCUAUGCCGGGCGUGGUAUAUACCUGUGCGGCUACUUGGAUGUUCCUCUUGAUUACACCAACAAGGCCGACAGCCGCAUCGCCAGACUUGCCGUCACUAAGCUUCAAGUGUCUGGGCUUGCGCGGCUCGACCCCAGCUCCGGUGCUCCCACGAACUCUUCGGCCGGCAGGAAGAGUGAAAGAACCAUAGUUAUCGAGCCUGGCGGUCCCGGUGGAAGCGGUACCGGGUAUGCUUGGCAGUCGUCAAGGGGCAUCACCCAGUUUCUGAGCGAUAGCAAAUUCGAUGUUCUGGGGUGGGACCCCCGUGGUGUCAAUGUCUCGCUUCCCGCAGUUGCCUGUUUCCCGCAUGAUCCUGACCGGGACCACUUCUACCUGCUCACUUCCAAGCACCGUGCGGUGUCGGACUCUCCAAGAGCCCAGCUUGAACUUACCGACGCCAUGAACGAAGCCGUCUUCCGCGCCUGCUGGGAGCGGCAAGGCGAUCUGGGCCGCUUUCUUGGCACCGCUUUUGUCGCCCGCGAUUUGGAGCAGAUUCGAAUAGCGCUGGGUGAAGAUGAGCUAACUGGCUACCUCGUCAGCUACGGGACAGGCAUCGGCCAGACGUAUGCCAGCAUGUUCCCUGGCAGCGUGGGUCGUAUUAUCCUGGACGGUACCGAAUAUGUCCGCGACCACCGUGAGCGUGGCGGCUUUGGAUGGACCGCUCUUGAUAACACCACUGAUGCGUGGCAUGACGGCUUCUUGGGCGAAUGCGUGAAUGCUGGGUCCCAGUAUUGCGCUCUCGCAAAAUCCACCGACGGCAACCCUGUCACGCUCCCGAGCCUCGUGAAGCGCAUGGCCACACUUAUGGCCUCUCUUGUCGACCGUCCCAUUCCCGGAUAUUCUGUGCUAAGCGGUGCAACAUUGGUCACAUACUCAGCCCUUGUUGAUACCAUUUAUGGUGCCAUGUACAGCCCUAGCAGCUGGCCCACUCUUGCUCGAAUCCUAGCCGAGCUCGAGGCUGGCAAUUCGACAUUGGCGGUGGCGGCACUCGAGAACUCUUCCUGGUACUACGACCCGGAGUCUUCCUGUCCCGAAAUUGCCAGGCCGUCAUCGGAUGAGCUGGGUCAGAUGGUCAUUUGUGGAGAUUCCUACGACGCUACCGAGUCUGAUGACAUGGAAUGGUGGCUCUCUCUCUGGGCAAACAUGACUACGAAGUCAUGGGUUGCUGGGAACUCCCGUUUUUACAGCGUCUUCCCAUGUCGACACUACGUGACUUACUGGCCUCAUCCGGCCGAAGUUUUCCGGGGCGACUUGAACCACCCCCUCAAGAACCCGGUUUUGCUUAUUGCCGUGACAUAUGACCCCGCAACUCCGUUGCGAAACGGGAGGCGCCUGCUUGACGAGAUGGGACAGAACGCUAGGCUGAUUGCGCACCACGGCUAUGGACAUGCGUCAAGAGCCGAUACUUCGAACUGCACCCAGUCCAUAGCCAAGAACUACAUUCUUCACGGCAUUGUACCCGAAAAGUCAGAGACAGCCUGUUAUGCGGACGAAAAACCAUAUUUAUAUGGUGUCAAGAAGAACCAGACAUUAGUCCUGAGUGCCCAAGCUGAGACCGAGGAUCCUAUAAAGGCAUGGAAAGAGCACCUGCGACAAUUGGCGCUUUGGAAUCCGAGGCUCGUGCCUGGUUGAUAGGGUGGACUCCCGAGACAUGUUUGUGGGGGUAGGCAAAAGCUAUUGAAUAAAUAAUUGAAAAAAGAACAGAAAAGGAAAUAAACGGGCGGCCACUCAAAAAACCUGUUUACGAAACACA
Lasiosphaeria miniovina is the source of this 2872-nucleotide messenger RNA. RefSeq lists its product as uncharacterized. The transcript has a single exon. Bases 355 to 2751 code for a protein of 798 amino acids. Lineage: Eukaryota; Fungi; Ascomycota; Sordariomycetes; Sordariales; Lasiosphaeriaceae. The record is from RefSeq and is a predicted model, not a curated record.